Apis laboriosa (Himalayan honeybee) is the source of this 1278-nucleotide messenger RNA. Its product is annotated as nuclease SbcCD subunit C-like. The record is from RefSeq and is a predicted model, not a curated record. The coding region runs from base 49 to 1125 and encodes 358 amino acids. NCBI's taxonomy places the organism in Eukaryota, Metazoa, Arthropoda, Insecta, Hymenoptera, Apidae. The transcript has a single exon.
UCGUAGUAUACACGGUGUGUACAUGAACCUAUAGUUUUAAUCAUUCGUAUGAAGAACAAAAAGCGUUUCACCAAUCUUCCUAUUAUUCGACCCGUAAUUAUGACCGAGGAUGUAACUGUAAUGAUCCAGAAAGGCCUAUCCGAGUGGUGGAGUGAGGAAACCGAAUAUAUCUUCCAACGAAUCGAACGAUGGGCCGCAUACGCGAGAGGUUACAACCGUUUGAGGUCUCAGAGACUGUCGAGAGGUCGCAUGACGAUGCAAGGAGGACAGGAGCCGCGAUGGAGCAUUUCGUCGAAUAAGCUAGUCAUCGAUGAAUCCACGUGGAAUCCUCGUUUCCAUACCUUGAAAAAAUCUCGACGAAAGUCACGACCCGAGGAGACCAAGAUCAAUUGUUGCGGAACCUUCAAUUACCAAUCAAACAGUAAUCUCGACAGUUCCUGCUUGGAAACGUAUAGGUAUGAUCAUAGUAUUUACUUCAAGACUAUUGGCGACAUAAAAAAUGGAAAGAAGGAGAUGAACGAUGAUACGAAGAACGAGGAUGAAGAUAGGAUUUCUAUUAGCAGUGAGGAGUUGGUUGAAUGGGACGUUAGCACAGUAUCGGAUUUUAUCGCCAAUCAAUUACUGGAAAGCAGGAUCGAUGAUGAUGAUGAUAAUGAAAAUGUCUUCAACCCGAUGGCUAAUUCUGAUCAAAACGAGAAUAGAUUUGCCUCUGUUUGGUUUAACGUGGAUUUAUCUAAACUCGAUCUAAAUGAAGACGAUGUUAGCAUUGACAAUGGACAAGAUAACGAGAAUAAUUUGACCAUUACCGAGAUUGAGGAAGAAUCGAAUAAUAAUUAUAUACAGAGUGAAAAAUCUCUGAUGAAUACGAAUGCGAGGAAUAAAAAUAAAUUAAACUGUCUGAACGAAGAUAAAAUUACGUAUAACGGGGAAGAAAGGAAGGAAAAAAACGAGGAAGGAAUGAAGAGAUUCCACGAGAUUCGAAGAACUAAAAGAUUGUUAAGGACAGUUAAGCAAGUUCCGGUUGUAGGUGACAACAAUGUGAUUUGGCCGAGUGUUUUAUUGAAUUAUACUAAAAACAUCGACUCUUCCAAUUCGCCGCAUCAUUACAAGAAAUCACAGAAAUAAAUACAAAUUUUAACAAUAUUAUCAUUACUUGAUGCAUUAUAUUAAUUUUACAAUUAUAUAAAUGUUUCAAUAAUAGAUUCAUAUAAAAUUAUGUUAUAUUUAAUAUCGUUUCAGCGAAUGUAUGUAUUUCUUUUGUAUUGAAUACACAACAUG